Molecule: messenger RNA, 2580 nt
Organism: Peniophora sp. CBMAI 1063
Lineage: Eukaryota; Fungi; Basidiomycota; Agaricomycetes; Russulales; Peniophoraceae
Source: the annotation of a GenBank genome assembly
AUGGUCUACCACAAUCUCAAAGCGCUGAUCAAAGGCAUCCGGGCCUGUAAAACCGUCGCAGACGAGCGAGCACUCAUCCAGCAAGAGAGCGCGGCGAUCCGAGCCUCGUUUCGCGAAGAAGACUCGUACGCGCGCCACAACAAUGUCGCGAAACUGCUGUACAUCCACAUGCUCGGCUCGCCGGCGCACUUUGGGCAGAUCGAGUGCCUCAAGCUCGUCGCGCAGCCCAAGUUCUCCGACAAACGCCUCGGAUACCUCGGCAUCAUGCUCCUGCUCGACGAGUCGCAGGAAGUGCUGACGCUCGUGACCAACUCGCUCAAGAACGACAUGAACCACGCGAACAUGUACGCCGUCGGCCUGGCCCUGUGCACCUUUGCGAAUAUCGCGAGCGAGGAGAUGGCGCGGGACUUGGUCAACGAGAUCGAGAAGCUGCUCGGGUCCAGCAACACCUAUAUCCGGAAGAAGGCCGCGUUGUGCGCGUUGAGGGUCAUCAAGAAAGUGCCGGAGCUGGCCGACCAUUUCGUCGCAAAGGCCAAGAACCUGCUCACGGACCGCAACCACGGCGUACUGCUCACAGCCAUCACACUCGUCAUCGACAUGGUGCAGGCAGACCCGGCGAUCAUGGACGAAUUCCGUGGCGCUGUACCGCUGCUCGUGCGACACUUGAAGCAGCUCGUGACCACUGGAUACAGCCCGGAGCACGACGUUGGAGGGAUCACGGACCCGUUCUUGCAGGUCAAGGUCUUGAGGCUCAUGAGGUUGCUGGGCAAGGGAGAUCCGCAGGCGAGUGAGACGAUGAACGAUAUCCUCGCCCAGGUUGCUACGAAUACGGAUGGGACGAAGAAUGUUGGAAACGCUAUCCUCUACGAGACCGUGCUGGCUGUGCUGGAGAUCGAGGCCGACGACGGGUUGAGGGUGAUGGCCAUCAACAUCCUCGGCAAGUUCUUGAGCAACAGGGAUAACAAUAUUCGCUACGUCGCCCUCAACACCCUCAACAAAGUCGUCUCAAUGGACACAAACGCCGUCCAACGCCACCGCAACACCAUCCUCGACUGCCUCCGCGACGGCGACAUCUCCAUCCGCCGGCGCGCCCUCGAACUCUCCUACGCCCUCAUCAACGACCAAAACGUGCGCAUCAUGGUCCGCGAGCUCCUCGCCUUCCUCGAAGUGGCCGACAACGAGUUCAAGCUGGGAAUGACCACCCAGAUCUCGCUCGCCGCCGAACGCUUCGCGCCGAACAAGCGCUGGCACAUCGACACGAUGCUCAGGACGCUGAAGUUGGCGGGGAAUUAUGUGCGGGAGGAGAUUCUGAGCGCGUUCAUACGGCUUGUGGCGCAUACGCCUGAGCUGCAGGCGUAUACGGCGAGCAGGCUGUAUCAGGCGCUGGAGACGGAUAUCAGUCAGGAAGGUCUGACGCUUGCGGCAACAUGGAUUAUCGGCGAGUACGGUGACGUGUUGGUCGAGGGCGGAUUGGUAGCCGACGAAGCGCCCAAGCCGGUCACAGACGCCCAACUCAUCGACCUGCUGUCUUCUAUUCUCGACUCGCCAUACUCCAACCCUCUCACACGCCAACAUAUCGUCACGGCUGUGACGAAGAUUGCUGCGCGGCCCAGUACGAGCGUCGCUCAGCAGACGCGUGUAAAUGAGUUGCUUGCUACGUAUACCACCAGUCUAGAGCUGGAGAUUCAGCAACGCUCUGUCGAGUUCGCAAGUCUGUUCGCUCUUGGUGAUGUCCGUGCUGGUGUACUGGAGAGGAUGCCGCCGCCCGAGCUUCGCGCGACAAUGACCGGUGUUGUCAGCGAGAACAGAAGCGUAGGUAGCACAAAACGCGGCGCCGAGGCGGACCUUCUCGGAGAUGACAUCGGCGCAGCACCAGCAUCAUCCGCGCCCGUCGCAGCAGUGGCCCAAAACAACCAAGACCUGCUCGCCGAGAUCUUCGGUUCGUCAGACCCUACACCAGCCACUGCACCCACCGCCUCCGCAUCCCAACCACAACGGAAAGCCGUAGACGACAUCCUCGGUCUAUUCGGCGCAUCUGCUCCUUCCGCUCCGUCUCCUGCGCCUCCAGCGGGCGCGAUGUCGCCUUUGAGCGGUAUGGCUUCGCCCGUGGGAGGAGCCAGCGCAAGCCAAAGUCUCUUCGACGCGCUAGGCAGCGCACCAUCACCCGCACCACCCCAAGCCGCGCCAGCACCCGCACCCGCCGCCCAAGCCGCAGCAAACCAGAUGCCCAGCUACCAAGCAUACGACAAACACGGCCUACAAAUUCGACUCACCCCGCGCGCCGGCGCACCGGGCCAAGUCAGCGUUCUGGCCCGAUUCGCGGCUGCCGGAGGACCGGUUACGGGGCUGUCGUUCCAGGUGGCGGUGCCGAAGAGCCAGCAGUUGCAGAUGCUGCCUAUGAGCAGUCCGGAUGUGAGUCCGGGGAAGAUCGAGAGUCAGCAGAUGCGGAUUAUCGCGCCGCCGGGGAGCACGAUCAAGUUGAGGUUGCGCGUGAGCUUUAAUGUCGGUGGGCAGCAGGUCCAGGAUCAGGUCGACUUCGCGGGGUUCCCACAGGGCUUGACGAGCGGUGCGAAUGCCUGA